AUGGGAAAUUACAAAUCUAGACCAACCCAAACUUGCACUGAUGAGUGGAAGAAGAAAGUCAGUGAAUCUUACAUUAUUAUAAUAGAAAGAUUACAAGAUGACCUGCAGAUCAAGGAAAAAGAAUUAACAGAACUACCGCAUGUAUUUGGCUCUGAGGAUGCCUUCAAUAAAGUCAACUUGAAUUAUCGCACUGAAAAUGGAUUAACUCUCUUACAUUUGUGUUGCAUUUGUGGAGGCAAUAAGUCACAUAUUCGAAGCCUUAUGUUAAAAGGGCUCUGCCCAUCCCGGCUGACAAGAAAUGGAUUUACAGCAUUGCACCUGGCAGUUUACAAGGAUAGUGCAGAACUCAUCACUUCCCUGCUUCACAGUGGAGCAGAUAUACAGCAGGUUAGAUAUGGUGGCCUCACGGCCCUCCACAUUGCUGUGAUAGCUGGCCACCUAGAGGCUGCUGAUGUGUUACUGCAACAUGGAGCAAAUGUCAAUGUUCAAGAUGCAGUUUUUUUCACUCCAUUGCACAUCGCAGCUUACCAUGGGCAUGAGCAGAUAACACGCCUUCUUUUGAAACUUGGUGCUGAUGUAAAUGUAAGUGGUGAAGUUGGAGACAGACCACUCCAUCUAGCAUCUGCAAAAGGAUUCCUUAAUAUUGCAAAACGCCUAAUGGAAGAUGGGAACAAAGCAGAUGUGAAUGCUCAGGAUAAUGAAGACCAUGUUCCACUCCAUUUCUGUGCUCGUUUUGGGCAUCACGAUAUAGUGAAAUAUUUGCUUCAAAGUGAUCUGGAAGUUCAACCUCAUGUUGUUAACAUCUAUGGAGACACCCUUUUGCACCUGGCAUGCUACAAUGGUAAAUUUGAAGUUGCUAAAGAAAUCAUUCAAGUAACAGAAACUGAAAGUCUGACUAAAGAGAACAUCUUCAGUGAAACAGCUUUUCACAGUGCUUGUACCUAUGGCAAGAACAUUGACCUGGUUAAAUUUCUUCUUGAUCAGAAUGUUGUAAACAUCAAUCACCAAGGAAGAGAUGGCCACACAAGAUUACAUUCUACUUGCUACCAUGGUCACAUUUGCUUGGUUCAAUUCCUACUGGAUAAUGGCGCUGAUAUGAACCUAGUAGCUUGUGAUCCCAGCAGGUCUAGUGGUGAAAAAGAUGAGCAAACAUGUUUGAUGUGGGCUUAUGAAAAAGGACAUGAUGCCAUCGUCACACUUCUGAAGCUUUAUAAGAGACCCCAGGAUGAAUUGCUUUGUAAUGAAUAUUCUCAGCCUGGAGGAGAUGGCUCCUAUGUGUCUGUUCCAUCCCCCUUGGGAAAGAUUAAAAACAUGACAAAAGAGAAGGCAGAUGUCCUCCUCCUCAGGGCUGGACUGCCUUCACAUUUCCAUCUUCAGCUGUCAGAAAUUGAGUUCCAUGAGAUUAUUGGCUCAGGUUCUUUUGGGAAAGUAUAUAAAGGACGCUGCAGAAAUAAAAUAGUGGCUAUAAAACGUUAUCGAGCCAACACCUACUGUUCCAAGUCGGAUGUGGAUAUGUUUUGCCGAGAGGUGUCCAUUCUCUGCCAGCUCAAUCAUCCCUGUGUAAUUCGGUUUGUGGGCGCUGGCUUGAACGAUCCCAGCCAGUUUGCCAUUGUCACUCAGUACAUAUCUGGAGGUUCGCUGUUCUCCCUUCUUCAUGAGCAGAAGAGGAUUCUUGAUUUGCAGUCUAAAUUGAUUAUUGCAGUAGAUGUUGCCAAAGGUAUGGAGUACCUUCACAACCUGACACAACCAAUUAUACAUCGUGAUUUGAACAGUCACAAUAUUCUUCUCUAUGAGGAUGGCCAUGCUGUGGUGGCAGAUUUUGGAGAAUCACGAUUUCUCCAGUCUCUGGAUGAAGACAACAUGACAAAACAACCUGGGAACCUCCGCUGGAUGGCCCCCGAGGUGUUCACGCAGUGCACGAGGUAUACCAUCAAAGCCAAUGUCUUCAGCUAUGCCCUGUGCCUAUGGGAACUGCUCACUGGGGAAAUUCCCUUCGCUCAUCUCAAGCCAGCGGCUGCAGCAGCAGACAUGGCUUAUCACCACAUCAGGCCACCCAUUGGCUAUUCCAUUCCCAAGCCCAUAUCUUCUCUGCUGAUGCGAGGGUGGAAUGUCUGGCCCGAAGGAAGACCUGAGUUUUCUGAAGUUGUUACAAAGUUGGAGGACUGUCUCUGCAACAUUGAGCUGAUGUCUCCCGCAUCGAGUAACAGCAGUGGGUCUCUCUCACCUUCUUCUUCUUCUGAUUGCCUGGUGGGCCGGGGAGGGCCUGGACGGAGCCAUGUCACAGCUUUGAGGAGCCGUUUCGAGUUGGAAUAUGCUCUAAAUGCAAGGUCCUAUGCUGCCUGCCCCCAAAGUGUUGGAUCGUGUCCCUCUCAGAGCUUAUCUUUGGAGGAAAUGAAGAGAAGUCUCCAGCACUCACCCAUUGACAAAUAUGGCUAUGUGUCUGAUCCCAUGAGCCCCAUGCAUUUGUAUUCUUGCCAGAACAGUGGCAGCUUUGAGGACAGCAGCUGA
Molecule: messenger RNA, 2508 nt
Organism: Dipodomys spectabilis (banner-tailed kangaroo rat)
Lineage: Eukaryota; Metazoa; Chordata; Mammalia; Rodentia; Heteromyidae
Product: serine/threonine-protein kinase TNNI3K
Exons: 25
Coding region: 1-2508 (835 amino acids)
Biological process (GO): regulation of transcription by RNA polymerase II; protein phosphorylation
Cellular component (GO): nucleus
Molecular function (GO): ATP binding; protein kinase activity; RNA polymerase II-specific DNA-binding transcription factor binding
Source: RefSeq, a predicted model, not a curated record